This is a messenger RNA of Paecilomyces variotii, 219 nucleotides long. RefSeq lists its product as hypothetical. Lineage: Eukaryota; Fungi; Ascomycota; Eurotiomycetes; Eurotiales; Thermoascaceae. The coding region runs from base 1 to 219 and encodes 72 amino acids. Gene Ontology annotation, molecular function: zinc ion binding. The transcript has a single exon. The record is from RefSeq and is a predicted model, not a curated record.
AUGGCGCCUCGCAAGCCUCGUUGCAACUUCAAGGACUGCAAGGAGCCCGCUCAGCGCAUCAUCGGAGACUGCGGCUUCUGCAAUGGCCACUUCUGCCAGAAGCAUCGGAUGUUGGAAUCUCAUCUCUGCAGCGGUCUAGAAGACUGCAAACGGGAAUCCCACGCCCGAAAUGCCGAUAAGCUGAACAGCGAACGCACGACGGUCAUCAAGGGCGUAUAA